This is a messenger RNA of Osmerus eperlanus (European smelt), 9702 nucleotides long. It is a transcript of the gene cdc42bpab, whose product is annotated as CDC42 binding protein kinase alpha (DMPK-like) b. The record is from RefSeq and is a predicted model, not a curated record. NCBI's taxonomy places the organism in Eukaryota, Metazoa, Chordata, Actinopteri, Osmeriformes, Osmeridae. Gene Ontology annotation, molecular function: protein serine/threonine kinase activity; ATP binding. Gene Ontology annotation, biological process: peptidyl-threonine phosphorylation; actomyosin structure organization. Gene Ontology annotation, cellular component: cytoskeleton; actomyosin; cytoplasm.
AUGAGCUGGGAUUUUGCCUGCUGCAGCAAGGCUAGCAAGCGGAGACGGUAAGCGACCGGGGAGGCAGGCAAGGGGGGAAGGCUGCGUCCCGGAUUGGUAUGAGCAAGAAUACACCAUUCUUCUUGACGAGAACUAGCCCUACCCCUCAGGAGCCACAACGUUUUCGACGGCAACGGAUAUGGACUUUUACUCGAACAAUCGUUUUAAACUGUGAACAGCAUUCCACAUAAUUUAAGAAGAAUGGUAAUUAAAGGAAAAAACUAGCUAGGCUCCUACUAGCUAGCUAAGCCUUUCGCCCUUCUAUUCUCAUCAGAGGAGGGGCAUUCGGGCUUUGUAGCAUUGCAGAUCUGGCUAGCUAGUAUGUUGAUGCAUUUUCGUUGCAGCAGAAUGGAUAUUCAUAUAUAUCAACGGCUCAGGGGAUUGCUGUAACUGCAUGGACGCGGGCGAUACCUUGAUAGAGAAGCAUUUUUUGGACGAGAAGAAUAGACAUACUACAAGGGCUUUCAGAACGUCAAAAUCUGCCGGCCUGGGCUGGCAGGGUCUGUGAGUUAUCCUUUAUGUGUCUUGGGAAUAGGUUGAAUAUGAGGACGUAUUCCACAUUAAACCCAUACUGUAUCGAUGCCUUUGUGAGAGGAUGAGGAUGAUCGAUUUAUCUUAACCCCCCAGUAGCUUUUGCUGGCCUGAGAGCAUCCAAGUUUUUUUUUCUUUCAACAAGGUGAGAAUAACUUCUGUCGGCGUACCUAGCCCACUGUCAUUCUGAAGAUACUUUCAGCCAAGUCAGUUUCUAUAAUUGCUGGAAACACCCAAAAUAGUUUGAAUCAUGUCGGGAGAGGUUCGUUUGAAGAAAUUGGAAAAACUAAUCCUGGACGGACCAGCUCAGUCAAAUGGCCAAUGCCUUAGUGUGGAAACCCUACUGGAUAUACUUAUCUGUCUUUAUGAUGAAUGCAACAACUCGCCCCUCAGAAGAGAGAAAAACAUUUUGGAAUUUCUGGACUGGGCCAAACCCUUCACCUCCAGGGUCAAGCAGAUGCGCCUACACAAGGAGGACUUUGAGAUCCUCAAGGUGAUUGGUCGUGGGGCCUUCGGUGAGGUUGCCGUGGUGAAGGUGAAGAAUGCAGACAAGGUGUUUGCCAUGAAGAUCCUCAACAAGUGGGAGAUGCUGAAGAGAGCGGAGACGGCGUGUUUCCGCGAGGAGCGCGACGUGCUGGUGAACGGAGACAGCCAGUGGAUCACCACCCUGCACUACGCCUUCCAGGAUGACAUCAACCUGUACCUGGUGAUGGACUACUACGUGGGAGGAGACCUGCUGACGCUGCUCAGUAAGUUUGAGGACCGCCUGCCCGAGGACAUGGCUCGCUUCUACCUGGCUGAGAUGGUCCUGGCCAUCGACUCUGUCCACCAGCUGCACUACGUUCACAGGGAUAUAAAACCAGACAACAUUCUGAUGGACAUGAACGGUCAUAUCCGCCUGGCUGACUUUGGCUCCUGUCUCAAGCUGAUGGAGGACGGAACGGUCCAGUCCUCCGUGGCGGUAGGAACCCCAGACUACAUCUCCCCAGAGAUCCUGCAGGCGAUGGAGGAUGGCAAGGGCAAGUACGGCCCCGAGUGUGACUGGUGGUCCCUGGGGGUGUGCAUGUACGAGAUGCUGUACGGAGAGACCCCCUUCUACGCAGAGUCCCUGGUGGAGACGUAUGGCAAGAUCAUGAACCACAAGGAGCGUUUCCAGUUCCCGGUGCAGAUGACAGACGUGUCGGAGGAUGCUAAGGACCUCAUCAGACGCCUGAUCUGUUCCAGAGAACACCGUCUGGGACAGAACGGCAUCGAGGACUUUAAGCAGCACCCCUUCUUCUCCGGCAUUGACUGGGACAACAUCCGCACGUGCGAGGCCCCCUACAUCCCUGAAGUGAGCAGUCCCACCGACACGUCCAACUUCGACGUGGACGACGACUGCCUCAAGAACUCUGAGACCAUGCCCCCUCCCUCUCACACAGCGUUCUCUGGUCACCACCUGCCCUUUGUGGGCUUCACAUACACCAGUAAAUGUACUCUGUCAGACCGGGGCUGUCUGCGGGAGCCGUCGGCGGGCCAGGAGGACGUGUGUGUGCAGCGCGGCCUGGAGGACAGCCUGGCGACCGAGGCGUACGAGCGCAGGAUCCAACGCCUGGAGCAGGAGAAGCUGGAACUGAGCCGCAAGCUGCAGGAGUCCACCAAGACCGUGCAGGCCAUGCAGCACCCAGGGGGCCCAGGGGAGGGGCCCGCCCAGCCCCACCCAGCCCCGCCCCCCGCCCCGCCCCUCUCCCCCAGCAGGGAGGUGGAAAUACGGAGCCUGAAGACGGAGAUCGACCUCCUCAAGAAGCAGAUCGCAGACUCGGGCCAGCUGGAGCAGCAGUUGGAUGAGGUGUCUAGUGCUCGGAGAAACCUGGAGGAUUCUUCUAAACACAUGAAGAGCAUGGAGAAGCAGAUGAAGAGCCUCACGCAGGAGAGAGACGACCUGCACAAGGACCUGAUGGAGGCGAGCGACAAGCUGAAGGCCCAGACCAGGGAGCUGAAGGAGGCGCAGGCCCAGAGGAAGCUGGCCCUGCACGAGUUCUCCGAGCUCAACGAGCGGCUGACGGAGCUGCGCACGGCCAAGCAGCGGCUGGGCCGGCAGCUCCGCGACCGCGAGGAGGAGAUGGAGGCUCUGGCCCAGAGGGUGGAGGGCCUGCGGGCCGAGGUGCGCAAGGCAGAGAGGGGCAGGAAGGAGCUGGAGGCCCAGUUUGAAGAGCAGACAGCAGAAGCCCAGAAGGAGAGGAAGCUGAGAGAACGCAGCGAGCAGUACAGCAGACAGCUGGAGGACGAACUGGAAGGAAUGAAGCAGAAGCCGGUGGGCCCUGCGUCGGGGGCGGUGGGCUUGGAGGCGGGCCCGGAGGCGGGCCGUAUGCGCGCCGAGCUGGAGAAGAAGGCCGUGCUGCUGGAGGAGGAGCGCGGGCGGCGCGAGGCCCAGCACGCCGCCGAGCUCAAGGCCCUGAGGAAGGAGCUGAGGGAGGCCGAGAGCCAGCAACUCACCCUGCAGAAGGAGAUCCUGGUGCUCCGAGACAAGGCUACAAGGACACGCCGAGAGAGCCAAAGCGAGCGCGAGGAGUUUGAGUCGGAAUACAAACAGAAGUAUGAGAGGGAGAGGACUCUACUCACUGAGGAGAACAAGAAGCUCUCCAGCGAGCUGGAUAAGCUGACGUCCAUGUUUGAGAAGCUGAGCGUAGGCAACCGGCAGCUGGAGGAGGAGAUGAGGGAGCUGGCCGACAAGAAGGAGAGCGUCACCCACUGGGAGGCCCAGAUCACUGAGAUCAUCCAGUGGGUGAGCGAUGAGAAGGAUGCUCGAGGAUAUCUGCAGCCUCUGGCCACUAAGAUGACUGAGGAGCUGGAGGGACUGAGGAACACCAGCCUGGGAGCCGAGCUACGGUAACACACACACAGAACUAGACAUACACACACACCCUGGAAGAUGCGGCGCUUCGCCAAGCUGGACAUGUCUGCUCGUCUGGAGCUGCAGUCAGCCCUGGACGCCGAGAUCAAAGCCAAGCAGAGCAUCCAGGAUGAGCUCAACAAGGUCAAGGCCUCCAACAUCUCCACCGAGUGUAAACUGCAGGAGGUGGAGACCAGGAACCAGGAGCUGCUGGCUGAGAUGGAGCGACUGAAGAAGGAGACAGAUGAUCUUCGUCUGCGCCGGGGUGUGAAACACCAGGACUCCCAGAAUUCCUUCCUGGCCUUCCUGAACGCCCCCACCUCAGCACUGGACCAGUUUGAUGACUCUUUCUCCUCCUCCUCGUCCUCUUUAAUAGAGUUUUGGGAAGAUCGCUCUCCAUCCAUCGGGCCAGCUAGCAAAGGCAGACGUAUGGAUUCGGUGGACUUCACUCCUUCCAACACUCCAUCCCGGGACGAGGACUCUAAGUCCCACCUGAAGUCUCGUUCGAGGUCGCCUUCCAUGGCCAGCGACAUGGAGCCUAUUGAGUUGAUCGACCACCCUCGCCCCGUCCAGACGCCCACCAUGAGGUCAGGAUACGGCAGCAUCGGGCGCUCCUCCCCCAAGCCCAAAGCCCACCAGUUUGUCGUGAAGUCGUUCAACACUCCCACCAAGUGCAACCAGUGCACGUCUCUGAUGGUGGGCCUCAUCCGCCAGGGAUGCACCUGUGAAGUGUGCAACUUCUCGUGUCAUGUGACGUGCGCAGACAAGGCCCCAGCCGUGUGUCCGGUGCCCCAGGACCAGACCAAGGGUCCCCUGGGCAUCGACCCCCAGAGGGGCAUCGGCACCGCCUAUGAGGGCCACGUCAGGGUGCCCAAGCCCACGGGGGUGAAGAAGGGUUGGCAGCGGGCGGUAGCCGUGGUGUGCGACUUCAAGCUGUUCCUGUACGAGCUUGGAGAAGGCAAAGCCACUCAGCCCAGUGUGGUGGUCAGCCAGGUCAUAGACAUGAGGGAUGAUGAGUUUUGUGUCAGCUCAGUCCUGGCCUCUGAUGUCAUCCACGCCAGUCGCAAGGACAUCCCCUGCAUCUUCAGGGUGACGGCGUCCCAGCUGUCGCCCUCCAGCAGCCACAAACCCUCCAUCCUGAUCCUGGCGGACAGCGACCACGAGAGGAACAAGUGGGUGGGGCUUCUGAACGAGCUGCAUCGCAUCCUGAAGAAGAACAAGCUGAAGGAGCGUUUUGUCUACGUUCCUAAAGAGGCCUACGACAGCACCCUGCCCCUCAUCAAGACCACCCAGUCUGCUGCUAUCAUAGAUCACGAACGCGUUGCCCUGGGCAAUGAGGAAGGCCUUUAUGUCAUCCAUGUCACCAAAGAUGAGAUCAUCCGUGUGGGGGACAACAAGAAGGUUCACCAUGUGGACCUGAUCCCCCAGGAGCAGCUGCUGGCCGUCAUCUCCGGGAGGAACCGUCACGUCCGCCUCGUUCCCAUGGCAGCGCUGGACGGCCGGGAGGUGGACUCCUACAAGCUGGUGGAGACCAAGGGCUGCCAGGCCGUGGUGUCCGGCCCGGUGCGGAACGGCUCGCUCACCUGCCUCUGCGUGGCCAUGAAGAGACAGGUCAUCUGCUACGAGGUGAACAAGACCAAGGCCCGUCACCGCCGCCUGAGGGAGCUGCAGGCUCCGGGCCCGGUGCAGUGGAUGGGCCUGCUGAGCGAGCGUCUGUGCGUGGGCUACCAGGCGGGCUUCACCCGCUACAGUGUGCACGGCGACGUGGCGCCCGUCAGCCUGCUGCACCCGGACGACCACACGCUGGCCUUCAUCUCCCAGCAGGCCCUGGACGCGCUCUGCGCCGUGGAGAUCUCCACCAAGGAGCUGCUGCUGUGCUUCGCCUCCAUCGGCGUCUACGUGGACUCCCAGGGGCGCCGCUCGCGCCAGCAGGAGCUCAUGUGGCCCGCCGUGCCCCUCUCCGCAUGCUACAACGCCCCCUACCUGUCAGUGUACAGUGAGAACGCUGUGGACGUGUUUGACGUCAACACCAUGGAAUGGAUCCAGUCCAUCCCUCUGAAGAAGGUGCGACCCCUGAACUGUGACGGCUCUCUGAACCUGCUGGGGCUGGAGACGGUCAGGCUGAUCUAUUUCAGAAACAAGACAGCAGAGGGAGAUGAGCUGGUUGUUCCGGAGACGUCUGAUAACAGCAGGAAGCAGAUGGUUCGUAGUCUGAACAACAAGAGACGCUUCUCCUUCAGAGUCCCAGAGGAGGAGAGACUGCAGCAGAGGAGGGAGAUGCUGAGAGACCCAGAGAUGAGGAACAAGCUGAUCUCCAACCCCACCAACUUCAACCACGUGGCCCACAUGGGCCCUGGAGACGGGAUCCAGAUCCUCAAAGACCUGCCCAUGAACGCCCGUGUUCAGGAGAGCCGGGCUGGGUUCAGCGGCUCCGUCAGCAUCCCCUCCAUCACCAAGAACAGGGCGGAGCCUGGCAGGUCCAUGAGUGCUAGUAGUGGACUGGGCAUACGUUCCUCGUCCCAGAACGGCAGUGCGCUGCGCAGGGAGCUGUCUGGAGGCAGCUACAGCUCCAAGCGUCAGACCAUGACCUCUCCCUCCGAGAGCUCGCUGUCGUCCGGGGGGGGCAUGGACGGGUGCAGCGACGCCCCCCUGUCCCAGUUCGACAGAGAGGACUCGGAUUCGCCUCGUCACUCCACGGCGUCCAACAGUUCGACAUUCAGCAGCCCUCCAAGCCCCGCCUCCCCGCACAAGACCAAGUCCCUCUCUCUGGAGAGCACAGACCGCAUGGGCUGGGACACAUGAAUGAUUGACAGCACAGCCCCUCCACUCAGCCACCCUGGGCCCGCCCCUUCCUGGGGCUCAGCCUAUCCCCUGCCCACUGAACUGCACCUGUCACAGGCCACACCCCUUUUGACUUUAUCUCCCCUUUUUUGUCCUCUAAGAAACCCCGCCCCCCAGUCAUAGCUGGCGACACGGAAAGACUUGUCUGUUCUUUUCUCUUGAACGAGAGUGAAGUUUGGGGUCUGAUGUUAGUUUGGAUGGGUGUUGAGGAACAUACACUCUUGUAUGUUACUGUGUGAGAGUGUGUGCUGGUGCGAGAGUGUGUGUUAGUGUUUGACAGAGCGUGAACAGGUGUGCGCUUGUCUGUUUAGAGGAGAAAGGACAUAGCUUAAAUGAGUGAUCUCGUGUCUGCCCCCCCAUCACCCCCCACACACCUAUUGGAUCUAAUCUGUAGCUAAAAUAUCACAGUAACCAAAGCCCUGAGCUUCAAUGACAGUACUUUGAUUGCAGCACUCGUAGCUCAAGUAUUCCAGAGUGUUCCAGAAUGUUUCCAGUGUUCCAGAAUUCUACCAAUUGGCACUUCAACUAAAUACACACAAGCCUCAAAGAUGCUACAAAAAGAAGAGGAUUGUUAUCAACAAGGUGAUUUGUACUUGUACAUAGGACCCCCGGGUUCAGAGGACAACCUUUUAUUUAUUUAUCAAUCUUAGACAUGGAGAGCAAGGUGCUUCUGCAGCUAGAGGUGUAAGAGUCUUUUCUCUAACUCUUUCCAUCGGUUGCUUCGCUUUUGGAUGAUAACAGCUGAAGAAGGAAAGCAGUUUUAUGAGGCUCACAAAUAGAAUUUUCACAAAAAAAAGUACAAAAAAACAAGACGGUAAUGAUGUUUUAUUUCUUAUUUUGCUCAUGAAAGUAAUACGUGCUGUGAUUUUAAUUUGUUUUGUACCAUCGAUAAAAAGCUACAAAGCCGUUCCAAAAACACGACUAUACAUACAAGAGGUAAACUGGAGACCUUAACGGCUUCAUGUUCUAGAACCUUAGAGACAGCAGGUAGAUGCAGAUACAUUCUAUGAUGACAUCAUUGCUCCUGGACGCUAUUCCUCAAGGGCCAGUGACAUCAUCAACUAGCGACCUGGGACCAUCUCUCCAUGUAGACUAGAACCUACCGUACACUGCUUUGGCAUAGUCCAGCCCACCAAUCCAAACGCAAAGCUGAUUCCCAUCACAAUAAUGUACAUAGGUUACAGUAGAGAAUAAUAUAUGAUAAGGUAAAUACUAUAGAGAAAUACAUGCGGGAAGUUUCUCAAUCCUGUUUAUUUUGUUUUUGAGAAUGAUUUUGGGGGGUUAACUCUCACGAAAGCCAUUUAAACCACUUUCAAGUUUUGUUUUAAGAUUGCUUCUAGAUUGUUGUUUUCUAUCUCACGUACGGAUUGUCGAGUGUUAUUUUCCCCAUUGAAUUUUCAUGUGAGGAAACUCAUGUUUGGGCCAGUCAGGGCCCUUGCUGUUGAGUGAAUAUGUGCAUUUAUUUGAAACUGUUGUCCAAUCACACACACGGUCAAAUCUACACAUAUGCAUACAGUCAUUCAUAGAACACACACAUACUGAACACACAUAAUCUGAGAGGUGUUUUGUAAUGAACGCCUUUUGCUCCUCAACUACCACUAUGGUUCACAGUCUGACAGGCCUUUUGUCAACAGUAUGAAAUGUGUUCAUUGUCUCUGUGGUACCUUUGUUGUAUAUCCUUUUGUCUUUGGAGUGAGAGAGAAUCUUUUUUUGGAAAAGCUUAUUAUAACCAAAAAAAAAGAGACUUGUUCAGUCUUGUUUUAUUUUUUUCUGAGAGCCUUUGCUUACUUUGAAGAAUGUUGCGGUGAUACUGUAGGUUAGACAGACAACACGGAGACACAUCGUCUGAAUUCCUGACUACGUUACCCAGAGAGCACUGGGAUAAGUAAACUAUGUAACAAGAGACGCCAUUAGAUGGGCUCUACGCUUCCUGCGUUACAGACAGCAUUCAAACUCACCUGAUCUCAUUGUUAUUGGAAUAUGUAUGUUACUGUCUACUUGUCAAUACAUGUACCUGGAUGCAACCACCCCACUGUAUUGACCUGUGUUCAGGCACAGUAAAUAGUUACCUUUUCUAAACUUUUGGGGUUGUGCCUCUUGCUCUUGUACCUGAAGAGGAAGCGACGGAACUUCUCUCACAUUCUCACUCUUACUGAAAUCAUUUUCGUUCUGAUGAGGAAAAUCGUUUUUUGUUUUUAUGUCACAAAAUAUUAGGCAGCCGGUGUUGAUGCAACACUCUUCAAAGGGACCUUCUGUCUUAAGGGUGGAGGAGAUGUGGUGUGGGUUGAAGUGUACUAAGUCCUUUGUCAUGGCAACAGUAUAUUUAGAGUGAUUCUUGUGUGAUGCUGAAGUACACACAAAAAUGUUUAACCAAUUCUGCUUUCAUUCCUGCCAUGGUGUCCUAAGCUGAAAUAUAAACUUGUUCUGUGAUUCUGCAAAAAUACAGUUAGCAACAGUAUUGGUAGCAUUCCAAAUUCUAGAGAAUUCCAUGACAUAUUUGGAACACUGAGGUUGAUCCACAGACGGUUAAAUGCUUCUGUUGUGAAUACGCUGGUUUUACUGUCUGAACUUAAUCACCUCUUACUGAAAUGUACCUUGAAGCUACAGUCGGCUAGUGUCUGCUGGACCUGGUCUGUAGAAUGUAUUAGCUAAGAGGAGGGUAUCUUAGUCGAGUCGUUUAGCUGUCUUUUACUGCAAUGGUUGAAGGACCCCAAAUCCGACUAUUGGAAGAAUAAGAGAAAGAAGAAAAAAAAAAAACUCAGGAAUGUCAGAACCAAUCAAUAUUUUUAUCCUGUUAAAAGGAGUGUGGCAGGGCCUGGCUGGGAGGACAGGAAGGUGGGGUGGUGUGGACUGGGCGCUGGGGUCGGUCGGUCAUUCAGGCCACCAGGAGAGGCGUGAGGUGUUGGGUUGAUCAGACGGGUGUUUUCGUAUCGAAGCUGAGGUGAGAGGUCAGAGUUCAUUUGGAGUCAAGGUAAAAGUCUGGGGGAGCCUCAGUGGUAACCAUGGCAACCAUUUAAACGGAAAAUCUAAACGCCUUUGCAUUUCAGUGAGGGUCUAUCUACAGUACCUUCUAUAUUAUUUUACUCUUUCAUAUCAUAUUAAGUUUUAUUUUUUUCCUUUUUCUAGGAUUGCUUUGUAAUAAUUUGUACAGUUUUGCAUGUUAUAGAUGUAAUCAUUUUUUUUGCCCUGGUUUGUCAUUUUAUUUGACUUGCUCAUAUUUGAACGGUUUGGGAGUUUUACAGAGGAUAACCCACUACAGGUGAUGUAGAUUCUUUUUGCACAGAAAUAUUUAAGGUGUAAGGUCAAACAAAGUAAUGUAUGGAACUGGCCGCCACGCGUAUGUGGAGAACUCAUUAUAUUAACCUGACUCUGAUGUACUUCAAUAAAGCGGAGGGCUGUUACAAAUACAGACACACCGG